Molecule: messenger RNA, 444 nt
Organism: Monascus purpureus
Lineage: Eukaryota; Fungi; Ascomycota; Eurotiomycetes; Eurotiales; Aspergillaceae
Source: the annotation of a GenBank genome assembly
AUGGGUGCCAAUCUCUGGAUUCUCGUCUGGGUCGGGGAACCGCUGGACUACCCAAAAUACCGACACACCGCGAUAUACGUCGAGUUUGACGACCACGAAAACAAAAACAGAAACAACGGCACCCUAUUCCACGUCAUCGGCGCACUGGGCCUCUUCGAGUUUCGCGAGAACCCAGACUAUAAUCCCGCAGGGGACUCGAACCUCCGCAAGAAGGUCGAGGUGGGACGUGUGCCGGACCAGGUGUCAUCACCUACACUACGGUCCGUCCUUGCGGCCACCAAUGUGCGGAAUAGCAACCAGGACGCUGAUUGGAAUUGUCAGAACUGGGUGGGCGAUGCGCUCCGGCGAUUAGUUGGUCUGGGUUGGCUGAGCACUGAGCAGAUGGAUGUCGCGCUUGAUGCGAUGGUGGACGCCUGUCUAGAGGCUGAGGAUACGGAGUAUUGA